CUGUUCAGGGUCCUGUUGGUUCCAGACUUGAUGCAUCGGUACCGCUUGCCUUAUGGUAGCAGAGAGAACAGUCUGACUUGGAUGGCUGGAGUCUUUAACUGCCUGUUAUUGAGGGCGGCACGUAGCCUCGAGGUCAGAGCGUUGGGUUUCGAAUACCGGAUCCCACAAGGUGAAAAACAAAUCUGUCGCUGUGCCUUUGAGCAAGUCACUUAACCCUAAUUGCUCCAGGGGCGCUGGACAAUGGCGACCCUGUCCGUGACCCCAACUCACUGCGGGUGUCUCAGGGGAGUUAACAUAUGCCCCCCCCCCACCCCAUUUAUAUUACACACUUGUGUGUAGCAGGACAAAUAUAUGCACCGCCCAAAUUAUUAUAUGUAACGGGCAAUGCGCACUACUCUCUGUUGUGUGUUGUUAUUUAUUGGAACAAAUAUAAAUACAUGUACAUAAUAUGCUUAGACUACUUGUUCAUUGUUUAUAAACUGUUAAAUCAUAUCACACAAAGACACCACAGAGGUCGACUUCUGUGUAGUAUAAUAUUAUUAGCGUCUGUGCCUUUAAAAGACGUUCACUGUUAUUCCUCUCCUUGAUUCUGCGCUGGUAUUUAAACUCAAGCUAACAAUUCGCCGGUCCUGUUGAUCAGCAGAUGAAACAUCCUUCUCACUCAAUGCAGACAGAAACCAUUGGGCUAUCAUUCGGCACCAUCUAAAGAAAGGCUAACACCUCAUACCGGAAUCGGAGUUUUUUUUUUACGCCUUGAUGUGCAUGAUACGGCGUAAUAUGGCUCACCAUCACCUUCUGCAUAUUCUGGUAUUUAUCAGUUUAUAACUUUUCUGUUGAGUUAUGCAUCAUUUGGUGAUUAUUGUACUUUUUGGUGCGCUACUCUGUGCGCCCCACCAGUGCUUGGAAUGCCCAUCAGGCUGCGGAUGCUUUGCUGACACGCGCACAGUGAAAUGCGUCUCCAAGGACCUUCGCGCCAUACCACAAGAUAUUCCAGGAUACACAAGGAAUGUGAUCAUCACAGGAAAUAAUAUAUUCAGAAUUGGAUCCGAGACGUUUCAAGAACUGAAAAAUGUCACCACCAUCAUUUUGAGCAACAAUGGGAUCACAGAGGUUGCGUCCCACAGCUUCUCUACCCUUUCUUACCUGCGCUACCUGGACAUGAGCUGCAACCAUCUGGCUCUCAUCCACCCUGAAGCCCUCAACAUCCCAGGGAGUCCUCUAAAGGAGCUCAACCUCAGCCGCUCCCUGUAUAACUACACCUCACUGACUGAUCUCACCACCGCACUGCGCUGGGGAGGCCUAGGAGGGCUGCUCAGCCUAGACCUCUCCGGGAACUGCCUGGUCUUCCUACCCCCAGGGAUGUUCUCCCACCUCCCCAGCCUGCAGCACCUCCUCCUGGGUAACAACUCCCUAGCAUCAGUCUACAACGGCACCUUCUUUGGCCUGCGCCGCCUGGAGCUGCUCGACCUGACCCGCAACUCUUUCAGGGUGUUCGGAAGCGAUGCUCUGGGGGAGCUGGAGAGUCUGGUGCAAGCCCCCCGCAUCCUGCUGAGCCACAACCCCUAUGUCUGCACAUGUGAGAUCCAAGACUUUGCCGUGUGGCUCAAGAGCUCCCGGGCUCAGGUGGGGGAUGCAGAAGCCCUGACCUGCUCCUCACCCUGGGAGUUUCAGGACAGGCCCCUGCAAGGGCUCGGGGUCCAAGUUAUCGGAUGCCAUGUCACUUCACCACCUCUGGUCGGAAUCAGAGACGAGAUGGGCGACCUCUCCCUGCAGACCUCCUACGUCCUCCUGGGUCUGGUGCUGGGCUUUGUGGGCAUGGUCUUCCUAUUUGUGCUCUACCUCAACCGGCAAGGUAUUAAUAAGUGGGUGGUGGAGACGCGAGAUGCCUGCCAUGACGUGUUGGAGGGGUAUCAACACCGCUAUGAGAUCGACACUGACCCACGCCGGGAAUACCUCUCAAAAGACGUCAGAGUCGAAGAGAAGCCACCGACAAACGGUAGUUUUGGACAGGCUCACUCAGAUAACCGCUUAUCACAGCUACCCACUGACACCUGUUUAGUUCAGAUCUCCUCAGACACACAGGUCAAGCCAGGCUCCAUCUCGGUGGAUUUGUGAUUCCACAUUCCCUGGAAUGGAACUGGACUGGAGUGAACUUGCAUUCAGGGUUGGGUAGGUUACUUUCUAAAGGUAAUAUGUUACAGUUUAGUUACCUGUCCAAAAUUGUAAUCAGUCAUGUAACUUUUGGAUUACCCAAACUCAGUAAUGUAAUCGGAUUACUUUCCCCUUAUUAGAAGUAGACAAAAAAGGAUCAACACACACAUGUGGUCUCUGACUUGUGGUCACACUCGCUCAGGUGGAACAAACUUAAACCUGUGCUUUUAUCAAUGCUGAAUUAAAUGUAAUUGAGAAAACAGAAAACAUCCUUUCUGAAUUUGAAAGUAAUCCAAGACGUAAUCAUCUAGUUUUUUUUCUGUAAUCUGAUUACAAUAUUUGUUUGCUGGUAACAUCACUGAUUACAAGUACAUUUUUGAAAAAUCAGAUGACAUAUAAUCAGUUUCUGCCCAACCCUGCUCACAUUUGUGAGGGACUUAUCUGUAUCAUGCAUUUCUGUACAAUGUGUUGAAUAUAAUUACAUCACUAAUGUAAGCAUAAAACUGCAGAACAGUUAUGCUAUUUAAUGGAGAGCCUAUUUUAAGUGUGAACAGCCGGGCUCGUUGUACCUGCAUAGCCUUGAUACCUCUUUUACUGUGGCCACAUUUUUACUGACUUGCAUAGAUUUAACCAAGUUGCCAUCUGUCUUUGGUGUUGUAUGUAUUAUUUUAUUAUGCUUUGUGGGUCUUAUUGACAUAUCUAGAUGGAACCAAAGCAAUAUUGCCUAUCUGAAGGGUCUUGACUUCAAAACUAACCUUGAAUGUCUACUCUUUUGGGAAGAUUGAAUGAUUCCACACUGCACUAAGUCAUCUUUUCGUCCUUAACUGACUUUGUAACCAGACGUGACAGGGCAAGAAAGAAAGGGCACAUAUUUCCAGAGUGCAGAAGUGACAUGGUAUUGAAGCGAUGAAGCAGGAUCUCGUGUGGUGUAUAAACUCAUGUGUAUAAUUUACCCGUGUUAUGCAAGAUAAUUUAAAUGAAACAAUUGUAAAAACCCUUUGUGCUGCCCAAUAAACCAUUUUUUCCAAAAUGUUGUCCAAAUCA
Molecule: messenger RNA, 3195 nt
Organism: Oncorhynchus kisutch (coho salmon)
Lineage: Eukaryota; Metazoa; Chordata; Actinopteri; Salmoniformes; Salmonidae
Product: trophoblast glycoprotein
Exons: 2
Coding region: 841-2115 (424 amino acids)
Biological process (GO): negative regulation of canonical Wnt signaling pathway
Cellular component (GO): plasma membrane
Molecular function (GO): protein binding
Source: RefSeq, a predicted model, not a curated record